Messenger RNA from Nannospalax galili (Upper Galilee mountains blind mole rat), 2328 nucleotides. RefSeq names its product sciellin (gene Scel). Gene Ontology annotation, cellular component: cytoplasm. The transcript is spliced from 30 exons. Lineage: Eukaryota; Metazoa; Chordata; Mammalia; Rodentia; Spalacidae. The coding region runs from base 1 to 2328 and encodes 775 amino acids. Gene Ontology annotation, biological process: epidermis development. The record is from RefSeq and is a predicted model, not a curated record.
AUGUCUAAUUUCCCCAUGAGAAAAAAAUCUCCUACAAGAAAUGAUGUGAAGAGCACCCACGGGCCUGCACUGAGACAACAGGCUUUUCAUGAGGUGAACAAAAGAAGGGCUUUCUUACAGGAUAGCAGCUGGAUAAAGAAACGUCCUGAGGAGGAAAAAGAUGAAAAUUAUGGCAGGGUGGUGCUCAACCGACAUAACUCUCAUGAUGCUUUGGACAGGAAAAUAAAUGAGAGAGAUGAGUCCAAAGCCACAAUCAGCCGGUACAGAUCUGAUGACACCUUGGACAGAACAUUGUCCGUGUUUAGAUCACCGGAAGCAACCAAGAAGCUACCUGGCAGCUCGUCUAGACCUAACACUACCACUGCAGCUUCUACCUCUGUUACAACCCCUGUGAAGAAAAAGAGACAGUCCUGGUUCCCGCCACCCCCUCCUGGUCACAAUGCCACUCCAAGCACAGGAGCCAGUAGAAGAGACCCAACUCUUCACCCUCCAAUACCUCCAAAGCCCAGUUCUCCUGCUGCUUCUCUUAAGCAGUCGAGACAGGGUAGCAGGCAGAUACAUGCAAUGAAAGCAGGUAUACAUGGAGAAUCCAACAGACAUGCUGAAAGAAGUAUAAGGAACCAGGAUAUGGACGACCUCAUCAGGGCGGCCACUUCGCUUCAGAAAGCUGACAAAGGUGAAGAAUUGGAUAAUCUUAUCAAAAUGAGCAAAAGCUUGAAUAGAAAUCAAGGUCUUGAUGGUCUUUUCCGAGCAAAUCUGAAGACAGAGCAAUCAAAGAAAAGAGCCCAAAGUCUUGAAAGUCUCAUCUAUAUGAAUGCCCAGUUGGACAGAGAUGGCAAAGGAAAUCAAGGUUUUGGAAGUCUUAAGACAAUUAACCAAAGGAUUGACAGUGAGAAAGUCAGCCGAGAUCUUGGAUCUGUUGUCAAAACUGAUGCCAGGGCAGAUAAAAGCAGCAGAGGAAAACAAGACCCAGAGAGACUUAUUAAAGUAAAUCAUGAAGCAAAUAAAAAUACGAAGAGGGGCCAGAGCCUUGACAAUCUGAUAAAAGUGACCCCUGAAGUAAACAGAAGUAACCAAGGGGGCCAAAGUUUUGACAGUCUCCUUAAAGCAGCUCCUGCAACGAAUAGAAUUAACCAGGGGAACCAAGACCUGGACAAUCUUAUAAAAGUGAACCCACCAGUAGACAAAAGCAGUCAUCAAGGUCUUGAUGAAUUUAUUAAUGUAAGCCCCAAAGCUGUCAGAACCACUGCUGGGUACCAAGAUCUUGAUAAGUUCAUCAAAGUGAAUCCUGAAAUUCUUACAAACAACCAAAGGGAUCUGGAUAGCAUCAUCAAAGGGAGCCCUGCAGAAAUCAGAGGCAAUCAGAGUCAAGACUUGGACAAUCUUAUUAAAGUCAAACCUUCAGCUCUCAGAAAUACGGAUCGAGGAGACUGGGACCCAGAGAAUUUAAUUGAAGUAAGUUCUCAUGUGUCUGAAAGUAAGAAUGGAAGGCUAGAUGGUCAAGUCAAUGGAGUCACCAACACUCGACCCAAGGAGUCCACAAGAACCUCUGUCUACACUUAUGAAGCCAGGAACAGCCUCAGCUCCAGCGCUGGAACCAGGCAUGGACCUAAGGAUACCAUUGUCUAUACAAGGACAUAUGUGGAGAACAGUAAAUCACCAAAGGAUGGCUAUCAAGAAAAUAUUUCAGGAAAAUAUAUACAAACUGUUUAUUCAACUUCAGAUAGGUCUGUCAUCGAAAGAGAUAUGUGCACUUACUGCCGCAAGCCCUUGGGGGUAGAAACCAAAAUGAUUUUAGAUGAAUUACAAAUUUGUUGCCACUCUACUUGCUUUAAGUGUGAAAUAUGCAAACAGCCUUUGGAAAACCUACAAGCAGGUGACAGCAUUUGGAUUUAUAGACAGACAAUACACUGUGAACCCUGCUACUCUAAAGUGAUGGUGGGAGGAAGUGUCGGUUGCGGAAAAGUCCAGGCCAGGUCCAAUCAGGUACCUGGGUUAGAUGGCGUGGGUGGAUGCUGCGGUGUGGUUACCGCUGCCCAGGUCGGAUGCCCGCCUCAGGCCCCGCCCCCUGGCCGAGCUCCCGCCCCAAACUGUGCCUUCAUCGUCGGCUCCGCCCCUCGAGCCCCGCCCCGCCCGGGGGCCGCGGCUAAAACCCGGAGCCGUCGAGCGCCUAGGGGACCGGAGGCGCGCACUGAGCAUGUGCGAGGCUGCUCCACUGUCGCUGCCUCGGCCGGAGGCUGGGCCCGGGUGCUGAUGCUGACGCUAGGCUCAGGCUGGGUCCCUGCGUGGUGGGCUCCGCGACCCGGGCGGGCGGCCGAGCGGCCGUAG